UGCAUCUUGCUUUCAAGACUCGAACCCUUCUAUCGCAUACCGUGAGAAUGGAACUUGCAGCUGUUGGUCUGGCUGGGAACAUCGUCCAAUUUGUUCAGUUCGGCUGCGAGCUUCUUUCGACUACUGUCGUCGUACUAAGAAGUGUCGACGGUAUUUCCACACAACAUGGGGAUUUGCAUUUGAUUGCUGAGCAUCUCAAGCGACAUUGUGUCAACUUGAAGGUAGAGACUUAUUCGGACCCGAAUCUGGUAGAACUCGCAAAGCGCAGUCAAGCAGCUGCAGAAGAGCUGCUCACCGCUGUCAAUGCUGUGCGAUUAGACAAGAAACCAGGAGAUAGCCGAAUAUUUGCUGGAUUUCGCAAAGCUUUGAAGGGUAUUUGGAGUAAAGAGAAGAUCGAGUCUCUUUCGACAAGAUUAGACAGACUUCGAGAUGCUAUAAUUCUUCAUUUGACAGUGCAAACGAGAGACCUGCAGACGAAGAUCCAGAGAGCCAUGUCGAACAAUCACGAUGAAACGAUACUAGAAAUUCAUCGUCUGUCCCAGAAAUUUGCAGCCUUCAUACAGGAAGUUAAUGGUACAAGCCAAAACGUCCAGGCGAACGAAACCAGUUCAUAUGAUCUCCAGAAAGCAUUCUCGGAAUUCGUCAUCAGAUUUGAAGAUACGGCACAAACUAGUUCAAUCUUAAUCAGUCUACAAUUCCAAUUCAUGGGCACAAGACACGAACAGAUCCAUGAAGCGUACAAGGAAACAUUUGAAUGGGUAUUUAAUGCAAGUGGUUUACCCGAAUCUGAUCCGCGAUCGAGAAUCACCUACUCUUCGUGGCUUGCUGGUGGAGAAGGGAUUUAUUGGAUUACUGGAAAACCCGGCUCAGGCAAAUCGACCUUGAUGAAGUUCCUUCAGAGUCACGCGGAAACUACACGACUGCUGGAGAUUUGGGCUGGGCCCUCACGCUUGGUGCGCGCGAACUUUUAUUUUUGGAACGCGGGUACAUCGAUGCAAAAGUCCUUGCAAGGGCUAUUGCAGUCAUUGCUUUCAGCGAUAUUGAAGGACUCGCCCGAUUUGAUCAAAGUCCUAUGCAAAGACCAAUGGGGAGAUGGCCAUAUUUCCACCGAAAAGUCACGGUCAUGGUCACUUCGAAAGCUGAAAGCAUGUUUUGAGCGUAUCAUGGCUCUUGAAACGCUUCCCGCGAAAUUCUACUUCCAUAUUGAUGGUCUUGAUGAGUAUGACGGAGAUCACUUUGAGGUAAUUGAUAUUGUCCGUCAACUAUCUCAAUGUCCGAUGAUCAAAAUUUGCGUCUCCAGCCGACCCUGGAAUUGUUUUCAUCAAACCAUAGGCAAAGGCAAUGCUGGCGUCAUUUAUCUUCACGAACUUACGCAGAAGGAUAUUCAGAAGUUUGCAGCGGAAAGCAUCAUUGCUUAUACCGGUGACAGGUACACCACAGAUCACGAACAUUUAAUAAGAGAUAUCACUAAACGAGCCCAAGGAGUUUUCCUUUGGGUGAGAGUUGUUGUUAAAUCUUUACGGGACGGGAUUACCAACGACGAUCCAGUUUCCCUUCUUCGAGAGCGGUUGAACCAGCUCCCUGCUGACUUGGAGGAGCUGUAUGAGGUUAUCAUCAAAUCGGUCGACCCGGUAUAUCGGAAAAGCAUGGCCUACACGCUCUUAUUUUCACUUGAAUGCACGAGCUCACCAUUUGGAAUUGGCAUUAUUUUACAUUACUCAUUCAUAGAUGAGUACGCGGAUAAUCCAAUAUUUGCUAAGGAACUCGGCUUCAAGUCAAUGUCCGCUCAGGAGAUUUCUAGACUGGUCAUACAGACAGGACACAGGUUAAAUGGUCGCUUCAAAGGCCUCCUCGAGCCGUGUAGUGUCCGUACCCGUAUUCCCGAAGAUGCUAGUAUUUCUGUUCAAUUUCUGCAUCGAACGCUUAAGGAUUUUCUCCAGACCGUUAAGAUGCAAAAUUAUCUAAAGGCAGGACUAUCAGCAGACGAGAACAUAUCAUCAGUAAUCUUGGACGUGCUUCUCGCAAACUGGAAAGUACGACCAAGCUUUGAGAGGGCUAUAUCAGCUAUAAGAUGGGCUUACAAACUUGCCCGGGAAAGGAAGGAUCCCACCAUUGAGUUUGCCUUCUUUGAUCACAUUGAGGAAAUGUUUGAGUUGUAUGAUACAACAUACUCCCUCGGUGGAAAACAAGCUGUGCUUGACGUCUCAGUUCGAUUUGGUGAACGUAACUAUAUCUUGUAUCGGCUCCAGUGUGGCAAAGUAAAUUCAUUAGACAAUCUUCUUUUUCACGCAUUCAUAUGUUCCGAUACAGCGAAGCCGGACCGGAGAUUGAUGGGUUUUCCUGAUGCUUUUCAAAAGGGUGUACUUGAUGAUAAUUCAUUGGAGUAUUGUGAGGGUGGAGUGCCGUUCCUCAUGGGAUGGGAAGAGUGGGAUAUGAUGAAAGAGAUACUCGACUAUGGCGCAAAUCCAAAUGCAAUAGUCCGCGGUAUCCGAAUCUGGGAAACAUUUCUCACCGAGGGUCUUCUGACGUUAAUGGAGUCCAUUCAGGGACCCUGGUGGGACAUGUUCCAUCAGAUGGUUAUACACGGCGCGAACGUCAAAGAAAAUACUCGAAUAUGGAUAGACAUAUUACGUUACGGGCAGAUUGCCGCUGGAGAAGAGGUUCUCUCCAUCAUCAAGGCAUUUUCCCUCCUUCUGCAGUAUGGCCUGGAGCCAAAUGCACGAUCAGAAGAACAUACGAUAUGGCAGGAAGCCCUCAAAAUGCUGUUCUGGACGAAGGAUGUUUCUGAUAUCGAGUUGGUAAAAGAUUUGCUCCGUGCAUUCUUACGACAGGGUGCAGACGUAACCGCAAUCUUUCAUGCAAGCGUUACUUCGCAUUGUAACAGGUCGUUUCUAGAAGAAAUCUCGCACGCAAUGCAAGAGCAAGAAAUCAUGUUGGGAGGUCUAUGGCCCGUGGAUGUCUUUGAAAUCUGCUUUGGUCAUGGACUAGAUCCUAACUUUAUCUUCAAUGGGACGUCGCUGUGGGAAACCAUUCUCAGCGCCGUAAAGAAUAAACUUGAAGACCCAGCCAGCCGGACGCCUGAGAGACUCCACCGAAUUAAAAACUGCUUGAUUACGUUUUUACAAUAUGGGGCAGAUCCCAGCGUCGACAUCCUUCAAAAUCUCGUGAGCGGACAUUCUCAGCCACAGUGUGCAUUCUCUCGUGCCGAUGCUCGUGAGCUGAGAGGAGUAAUGGUGAAGGAGAUUGAACACCGAGAGUCACAGUAUACGCCUACUAUACAAAAUAGGCGUUCAGCGCCUGGAUACAAGAGGAGUAGAUCACCAGCAGAUCUGAGCUCUCAAGAUGGAGAUGAUGACGAUGGGCAUAGUUGGAUCAUUGUUCCUAGAAAGAAGACACGUAUGAGGUAGUAUAGUUCAUGAGGAGUAUCUCCAGCACAAAUAUGUACGCCGUUGUCAACUUUCCUGUGCGUGAUAGAAGGCAACGCAUAUAGUGCGGUUCUACUAUCAUCUACCGCAGGGAAGAUUUGUCCAUGUCUCAUUCCUUCUCCGUGCUUACGCAUGAG
Messenger RNA from Aaosphaeria arxii CBS 175.79, 3562 nucleotides. RefSeq lists its product as uncharacterized. The transcript is spliced from 2 exons. NCBI's taxonomy places the organism in Eukaryota, Fungi, Ascomycota, Dothideomycetes, Pleosporales. Bases 48 to 3407 code for a protein of 1119 amino acids. The record is from RefSeq and is a predicted model, not a curated record.